CGAGCAACAGACUGCCGACAACCCAUGUCGUGUGAAAUCGAUGGAUGCAAACGACGUCAUCAUAGAAUUCUUCACGACACAGGACCUGAUGUUAAACAAGCACGCUGUAAUUCUACUUAUUCUACUGGAACGUAUUUAGGACUUGUACCAGUCAGGUUACAUGGCUCCGCAGGACACGUGGAUACAUAUGCAUUAUUGGAUAACGGCUCAGACACGACAAUACUGCUUAGUGAUGUGGCAAAGCAGGUGGGAAUUUCAGGUACAGUGACUCGAUUAAACAUAUCCUCUGUAAUUGGAGCGUCAUCUCAGAACGCUGAAUUUACUAAUUUCGAAAUUGAAUCUUUAGAUAAGACUAACCGAAUAAGGAUCGAAGGUGCAUACACCAUCGAUAACCUACCUGUUAAAAAAGCAGAAAUGCCACCGACCGACUUCCAGAAAAGGUGGAAACAUUUGAAAGGUGUACGGCUACCUACUAUUACAUGCGACAGAGUAGGGUUGUUAACUGGAGUUGACGUCCACAAGCCCACUGGGUUCUCGAUCAACGUAUCGGAAGGCCAAGUCAUGUCAGAUCAAGUCAAGUCAAUCAGGCACACAAGUCAAGCGUAUUUAUACAAAUAUUUAUAAUCGAUAUUGUCAUGGUAAAAUUUUUUAAACAAUAAUCAAUAAGUCCAUCAAUGGACAGCCAUUCAAAUAUUUAAUCGAUAAGUUCGUCAAUUGACUGCUAUUUAAUCAUUUAAUCGAUAAGCUCAUCAAUUGACUGCCAUUCAAAUAUUU
This is a messenger RNA of Schistosoma mattheei, 774 nucleotides long. Lineage: Eukaryota; Metazoa; Platyhelminthes; Trematoda; Strigeidida; Schistosomatidae. The record is from the annotation of a GenBank genome assembly.